AUGGGUAAGUUAACUCGACUUUCUGUCUUGGAUCUGAGUCAUAAUCACAUCACAGGAGAAAUACCACCUGAGUUCAGAAGUUUUCAGAGCCUAGAGAUAUUGGAUAUUUCCCAUAACAAUCUCUCUGGUUUCCUUCCAAAUGCUUUGGCUGAACUGCCUGGUUAUUUGCAUAUUGACAUAUCUUUCAAUAAUUUAGAAGGUCCAAUUCCUUAUGGCAGAGCCUUUAAAAAUAUCACCAUAGAAGAAUUGAGGGGAAACAAAGGUUUGUGCGGUAAUAUUACUGGUUUACAAGCAUGUAGAAGUCCUCAAUUGAGUAUGAAGCGUGUAAAGGAUAAGGGGUUGAAUCUUGUUCUCGUAAUUGUGCUCCCACUUCUAGGAUCGCUAAUUCUUCUUUGUGCAUUCUUUGGAGCCCUUAAAAUAUGUCGACAAAGGGAAAGAAAAACCACAGAGAAUGUAGUGGAUGCUGAUUUGUUUUCCAUAUCAACAUUUGAUGGCAAAGCAAUGUACAGAGAAAUAUUAAAAGCAACAGAAGAUUUCAGCGAAAUAUUCUGCAUUGGGGAAGGAGGUUAUGGAAGUGUUUACAAGGCAAUGCUCCCACCUGGUAACUUGGUAGCUGUAAAGAGACUUCAUCUGCUGCCGGAGAAGGUGUACUUCAACAGUUUCUUAAAUGAGAUAAGAGCCUUGACAAACAUCAAGCACAGAAACAUUGUUAAACUCUGCGGUUUCUGCUCAAAUUCCACAAACUCCUUUUUGGCCUAUGAGUACCUUGAGCGAGGUAGCUUGGCCAAAAUUUUCAGCAUGGAAGAAGAAGCUAAGGAACUAGACUGGGAAAAGAGGGUGAACAUCAUCAAAGGCGUGGCUCAUGCCCUAUCUUACAUGCAUCAUGAUUGCACGCCUUCAAUAGUUCAUCGGGACAUUUCAAGCAACAAUGUGUUGCUUGAUUCAGAAUAUGAGGCUCGUGUUUCAGACUUUGGCACUGCUAAAUUUCUCAGGAAGGAUUCAUCUAACUGGACUACUCUUGCUGGCACAUUAGGAUAUGUCGCGCCAGAGCUUGCUUAUACAAUGAGUGUCACUGAAAAGUGUGAUGUUUAUAGCUUUGGGGUCCUGACAUUGGAAAUAAUCAAAGGGAAGCACCCUGGUAAAUUAGUUGUCCAUCUGUUGUCUUCAACACCUGGAGAUAUAGAACUAAAAGACUUGUUGGACCAGAGACUUUCGCAUCCCACACAAGAAAUUGAAAAGAUUCUGAUAUCAACCGUCAAACUAGCAAAGGCAUGUUUACAUGUGAAUCCAAAAUCUAGGCCAACUAUGCACAUUGUUUCGAGUUUGUUACCUGUGGGUGCACCAUGA
Messenger RNA from Coffea arabica (coffee), 1347 nucleotides. The record is from RefSeq and is a predicted model, not a curated record. Lineage: Eukaryota; Viridiplantae; Streptophyta; Magnoliopsida; Gentianales; Rubiaceae.